Molecule: messenger RNA, 1892 nt
Organism: Microtus oregoni (creeping vole)
Lineage: Eukaryota; Metazoa; Chordata; Mammalia; Rodentia; Cricetidae
Gene: Slc22a1
Product: solute carrier family 22 member 1
Exons: 11
Coding region: 82-1752 (556 amino acids)
Biological process (GO): transmembrane transport
Cellular component (GO): membrane
Source: RefSeq, a predicted model, not a curated record
UCCCAAGGACUUUAAAUGAGACGCUGCAUGAAGCCCUGGUGGCAGUUGCAAGCAGGACACUGGUAAGGGGACUGUCCAGCCAUGCCGACCGUGGACGAUGUCCUGGAGCAGGUUGGGGAGUUCGGCUGGUUCCAGAAGCAAGCCUUCCUGUUGUUGUGUCUGAUCUCCGCUUCCAUCGCUCCUAUCUAUGUGGGCAUCAUCUUCCUGGGGUUCACCCCUGAUCAUUAUUGCCGGAGUCCCGGGGUGGCUGAACUGAGCCAGAGAUGUGGCUGGAGCUUGGAAGAGGAGCUGAACUUCACCGUGCUGAGCCUGGGGUCUGCGAACAAGGCCUCCUUCCUCAGCCAGUGCAUGCAGUAUGAGGAGGACUGGAACCAGAGCACCAUUGACUGUGGGGACCCACUGUUCAACCUGACUACCAACAGGAGCCACCUGCCACUGAUCCCCUGCCAGCAUGGCUGGGUGUACGACACUCCUGGCUCCUCCAUCGUCACCGAGUUUAACCUGGUGUGUGGAGAUGCCUGGAAGGUAGACCUUUUCCAGUCCUGUGUGAACCUGGGCUUUUUCCUCGGCUCCUUGAUUGUGGGUUACUUUGCGGACAGGUUUGGCCGUAAGCUGAGCCUCCUGGCGACCACUCUGGUCACCUCCCUGUCGGGUGUGCUGACAGCUGUGGCCCCAGACUAUACGACCAUGUUGCUCUUUCGCCUGCUGCAGGGCAUGGUCAGCAAGGGCAGCUGGGUGUCUGGCUACACCUUGAUUACAGAGUUUGUGGGCUCCAGCUACAGAAGAACGACGGCUAUCAUGUACCAGGUCGCCUUCACAGUGGGCCUUGUGGGACUUGCUGGGGUGGCCUAUGCCAUUCCGCACUGGCGCUGGCUCCAGCUGGCGGUCUCCUUGCCCAUCAUCUUCUUCUUGCUGUAUUAUUGGUUUGUGCCAGAGUCCCCUCGAUGGCUGUUGUCCCAGAAGAGAACCACCCAAGCCAUAAGGGUUAUGGAGCAAAUUGCUCAGAAGAACGGGAAGUUGCCCCCUGCCGACCUGAAGAUGCUCUGUGCUGAGGAGGAUGUCUCGGAAAAGCAGAGCCCUUCCUUUGUAGACCUGUUUCGCACUCCCAACAUGAGGAAGCACACCUUCAUCCUGAUGUAUCUAUGGUUCUCCUGUGCUGUGCUGUACCAGGGCCUCAUCAUGCACAUGGGAGCCACAGGUGGAAACCUCUACCUAGACUUCCUUUACUCUGCUCUGAUGGAAUUCCCUGCGGCCUUCAUCAUCCUUGUCACCAUUGACCGCGUCGGCCGCAUCUACCCUAUGGCCCUCUCCAAUCUGGUGACGGGGGCAGCCUGCCUCAUCAUGAUCUUCAUCCCACAUGAGCUGCAUUGGUUGACUACCGCCCUGGCUUGUCUGGGCCGUAUGGGAGCCACCAUUGUGCUGCAGAUGGUCUGCCUGGUGAAUGCUGAGCUGUACCCUACCUUUGUCAGGAAUCUUGCAAUGAUGGUAUGCUCUGCCCUGUGUGACCUGGGUGGGAUCUUCACCCCCUUCAUGGUGUUCAGGCUGAUGGAAGUUUGGCAAGCCUUGCCCCUCAUUUUGUUUGGGGUUUUGGGCCUGACUGCCGGGGCCAUGACAUUUCUUCUUCCAGAGACCAAGGGUGUGACUUUGCCUGAGACUAUCGAAGAAGCAGAGAACCUACGGAAGGGGAAAUCAAAGGCCAAAGAAAACAAGAUUUAUCUUCAGGUCCAAACAGGCAAACCUCCAGAAAUCUGACAGAGACCCUGUGCCAGGAUCUGAGUGGCAGAGAGAAAAGGGGUCUCGCCACUUGGAGAACUCCCAGAAGCCUUUGCCUUCCCAUACUCUUCUAUGUCGCCAGCUUCCAAUGAAUACCAACCCUAAAGGGUCUUCUGAAA